UCAAUUGAGCCUACCACUACUACUAAACUCCACGUCUUCACCUCUCAAGGCUCUACCGACAAUGCAUUCCUCCUCCCCGAAAUAGCAAGCAGUCAGGGUGUUUGUUUACAAUGCGAGUUCUGGAAGAUUACGAAUCCGGGAGAGGAUGUUCGAUGUGAAGAGUGUCGGAUCCCGAAGAUCGUGGAGCCUGCUUCAUUGCUUGUGAAUGGAUGGAAAGGCAAAUCGACGGACGCAUAUACGACUGCAACCACAUAUCUGGGCAGCCAGCACAAGAGCAAGGAAGCACACGGAGUCUCUCAGUUUUCAACCACAACCCGCUGCUCCGCCUGCGAACUUGCCCUCCUGAUCUCCCCAAGCUAUCCAACCUGCGCUUCCUGCUGCCCUAAUCCUGGCCUCCUCUCGCCUCCGUCUCCUUCCCUCUCGCCAUCGUCCCCCAAAGUCCGUCGGUCUCGCGCGGGGAGGAAUUCUAAACUUCCUCUCACCGCACUGAACCGGCUUCAAGCUUGGCUGGAUGCCAAUACUGAUAAUCCGUAUCCCAGUGCCAAGGUUAAAAAGGAAUUGGCUCAAGAAUGCGGUAUCACGGAAAAGCAGGUUGGGACCUGGUUCGUCAAUGCCAGGGCUCGACAACUGAAUCCGUUAGAGAGGUGGGCGAGCAGUGGGAGUGAAGAUGAGGGGGCCAGGGAGGAGGAUAUCGAAAGAGCAGCGGGCGUGGGGGUUGGUAUGGUGGGUGUAGGACCUUCUCCGUCACUGCAUCGUCGGACUGGCUCCGUAUCGGGAUCCAGUGUUUUCUCGGGAGGGGCAGGAGCUUGUGGGAGGGCAACAACGGUGCCGAAUAGAAGAGGGAAGAAGAAGAACUAUCGGAGAUCGAAUGCACCGCCCCAGAUCGACGAACUCUCACCUAUCUCACCAGUCCAGGAACAAACCUCACCAACAUUCAACCGAGCCCCUGUCAACCGCCAACCCGACCAGGAAACCUGGCAAUGCACAUUCUGCUUGCGUCCGCUUGUCCCUAAAUCGUGGCGUCGGCAUGAAGAAACUCAGCACCGUCCCCGCUCACAAUGGACGUGUAUGCUGUAUGGACCUCGACUUUCGUUUCCUCCCCGCUCAAACACAACCCUCACCACGACCCCGAACGCAGCCUCUAAUACAUCUCCCACCUCGAACUCGAACUCAACAUCGUACUGCGCAUUCUGCCUCGCCCCGUCUCCCUCUGAAUCCCACUUCCUCACCCACCACCGGAUCCCGGACUGCGCCAAGCGGUCCCCCAAAGAACGCACAUUCUUCCGGCCAGACCAUCUCCGGCAACACGUUCGUAAUUUCCACGGCGCGCGGCUGUUGGAUAUUGCGCAGGUGCGGUGGAAGACGGGUGCUAGAGAUGAACACGGUGAAGGGGAGGGAGAUGCAGAAGGUGGGAAAGGCUGGAUUUGCGGGUUUUGUGGCGAGAGGUUGAGGAGCUGGGAUCGGAGGGAGACGCAUGUUGCAGGGCAUUUUAAAGAGGGGUGGACAAUGGCAGAUUGGAGG
Molecule: messenger RNA, 1521 nt
Organism: Lindgomyces ingoldianus
Lineage: Eukaryota; Fungi; Ascomycota; Dothideomycetes; Pleosporales; Lindgomycetaceae
Exons: 2
Biological process (GO): regulation of DNA-templated transcription
Molecular function (GO): DNA binding
Source: RefSeq, a predicted model, not a curated record